CAGACAGACAGAGAGAGAGAGGGAAGCGGCAUGGCUUCUAGCAGCAACACCACCGUCACCGUUAAGGAGGGAGGGAGCGGCCGCGCAGGCCCGGGGGCCGAUAAGAGCUGCGUGCUAUGCUGCCAGGAGCUGGAGAUUUUCGCUGUGGGCAAGUGCGACCACCCGGUGUGUUACCGCUGCUCCACCAAAAUGCGGGCCCUGUGCGGCCAGCGGUACUGCGCCGUGUGCCGGCUGGAACUCGACCAGGUUGUGUUUAUAAAGAAAGUUGCCCCAUUUUCAACAAUUGCAACUCAUCAGUUCCACCAUGAAAAGAAAUUUGAUAUUUAUAUUGCCGAUGGGAGGAUUCACGCCCAGUUCAGGAAACUUCUGCAACAUGACUGCCCAGUAUGUGCUGAGUCAAGACCAUUUAAUACUUUUGAGGACCUAGAGCAUCACAUGAGGAAGCAACACGAGAUGUUCAGCUGUAAGCUUUGUGUAAGACACCUCCAGAUUUUUACCUAUGAACGUAAAUGGUACAGCCGUAAGGAUCUUGCACGUCAUCGAAUCCAUGGUGACCCGGACGAUACUUCACAUCGUGGGCAUCCUUUAUGUAAAUUCUGUGAUGACCGCUACUUGGAUAAUGAUGAAUUACUAAAACAUUUAAGAAGGGACCACUAUUUCUGUCACUUCUGUGAUUCAGAUGGUGCUCAAGAAUAUUAUAGCGAUUAUGAUUAUCUUCGUGAUCAUUUCCGUGAGAAGCAUUAUCUAUGUGAGGAAGGGCGUUGUAACGCUGAGCAGUUUACUCAUGCUUUUCGCUCAGAAAUUGAUUACAAAGCACAUAAAGCUGCCUUUCAUAGCAAAAGCAGAGCAGAGGCCCGACAGAAUAGACAGAUAGAUCUGCAGUUUAACUAUGCUCCUCGGCACCAAAGGCGAAAUGAAGGCAUGGUGAGUGGAGAUGAUUACGAAGAAGUGGAUAGAUUUAAUAGAAGAGGGGGCCAAAGUCGAGGAGGACAAAACCGCAGAGGCAGAUGGAAAUAUAAUCGAGAGGAGGAAGAUCGGGAUGUUGCUGCAGCUGUUCGGGCAUCUAUAGCAGCACGAAGGCAAGAGGAAAAGAAGCAAGCUGCAUCAAAGAAAGAAACCGAUGAUGGUAAAAGUAGCCAGAGUGAAAAGGAGGUGGACGAUACAUCUAAUACUAAGAAUAUGGUUAGAACAUCUAGUGAAACUGUAGGUACCAAAGAGGCUGUUAAAGGUUCUUCAAAGCAAGAGAAUUUCCAAGUUCUGGGUGCAACUGCUCCACCUAACCCAAGUUCUAAUCAUUUGGUUCCUGUUCGCUUAAAUGAAGAGGAGUUUCCCAGCUUAUCUGCUUCAGCACAUGCAACUACUACAGGCCUUACUCCAACUUAUACUUCUGCAACCAAGAAAAAGACCACUUUUCAAGAGGAGGACUUUCCUGCACUUGUGUCUAAAAUUAAACAGCAAAAGCCGUCAAUGUCUACAUCUGGAUCUGCAUGGACUAGCGUUCCUGGCAAAAGUGUUUUGAAAACUAUCCAUUCCAGCAGCAGCAAUUCUAAUCAAGCUGUUAAAAAAUCUUUACCAACUCAUAGUACCAAAGCAAAAGCAAAAAAUAAAGCCGCUUUAAAAUCUGAUGAGGAGGAAGAGGAUGAUGAUGGCGGAUUGACAGCUCAGGAGUUCAGAAGUGCACCAACAAUGUUGGAUAUUUCUUCUUUGUUAACUACUUCAGCACAGACUGUCUCUAAAGUUGGUAAAAAGAAAAAGAUAGGUGGUGAAAAGCAAAAUUCAUCGUCAGCUCCAGAUAGUGAUACUGUAAUAAAUAAAGCUCAAAAAGAGAAUGUUCCAGAAAUUAAACAAAGUAUACCAGUCACCAGUGUGUUGAAUGGUCACACUGACAAACUAUGCACUGAAAGUGCAAGUGUAUGUACACUAAAGGAACCACCAGGUUUUAAAAAACCUGAAGAUAGUCCAAGUCCUUUACCAGAAGAAGAUUUUCCUGCUCUAGGCAAUCCAGUUUUACCAAAAAAGCCACCUCCAGGUUUUAACAACUUAUUACAAGUGAAGAGCCCACCAUCCAACCUUCCUCCUCCACCAGGAUUGACUGCCCCUGUUAGUAAACCCCCUCCUGGCUUUACUGGUGUCCCUCUGAAUUCAAACAUCAGCGAGCCUAUGAUUCCAGCACCAAAACAAUCUCUACCAUCAAAUAUUUACCUCCUUCCUGAGAACUUCAAGCAGAGGAAUGUUGAACUAAUCCAGUCAAUAAAUACACUUUUGCACAAUGAUGAAACAAAAUUCAACAAAUUUAAGACUCAAUCUGGACAAUUCAGACAGGGUCGGAUUUCUGCUGCAGACUAUUAUAGGAGUUGCAGAGAACUUCUGGGAGAAAAUUUCUUGAAAAUAUUCAACGAACUGCUGGUUUUGCUGCCAGAUACAGCCAAGCAACAGGAACUUCUCUCUGCUCAUAAGGACUUGAGAGAGAAACAAGGGUCAAACAAAUCGAAAAAGAACAAGAAAAAUGCAUGGCAAACCACUGUGAACUCGGAGUUUGACUGCCAGGUGUGUCCCAUGUGCCAACAGGUGCUGACCCAGAAAGACUUUGUCACCCACAAGACUUCACAUUUUGAGGAUGAUGAGUUUCCCACUCUACAGUCUGUGAGCCGAAUCAUCAGUUAAUAAUCAGACCUCAUUCUGCAGACCCAAGGGAAGAUUUAUUUGAUCGUGUAGAGCAAUGAUGCACGUGGAUGAUGUGCAGUUGCUUUUACAGACAUGCGUUGCUUUAAGGAGAAACCUGGGAGAAAUGUAGUAUAGUAUAGGUGAGAGGAAGGAAGUGAUAUCUGUGUUAGAGAAGCAUUGACACAGUAUCUAAACCUGCUGCUAUACUACUGUAGAAAGUAAAAGUUGGUGAACCGUUAUACAUUUUUUGAUGUUUUUGAAACUUUCUACAUCCAUUUGCAAAACUCAGUACUGAAAUAGGGAUUUAACAAAAUAUAUCACUUCACUUCAAAGAUGUUGCAUUUGAAAUUGGCUGUCAAGACUUCAAAUCUAUGUGCAAAUGCUUUGCAUAAACAAAAUGUAUUGAUGUACAUGUGCACAUCAGAAAAAUGUACUAAAAUUGGCCCUAUAAUGUAAAAUACCAUAUUUCAAAUAGUUUGAUUUGCAUGCAGCACAUUGCAGCAUCUUUUUCUAUCCCUUGCAGCUAUUAAUGCACUAAAUUUCAUUCAAUGACUGCUGAAUUUCCCAUUUGACAAUUAUUAAAAUGUAAAGACCAGGGUAAAAUACAAAGAUUUAGAAACUAGAAUUAAAUGCAGGAUAUUGCAUUGCUGUAAUCCAGUUUUUCUUUCUUUUUUGUGUAUAAAAAUUGGUAGCUCACAAACCAGCCCUACAAAGUGAUGACUGUUUUCUCAUUGUUUAAAUAGCAGGUCACACCACUAAAACAGUGAAUUAAAUUUUUGAUUCCAUUGCUGUAAGUUGCAUUGUGAAAUGGCAAUAAGUUAAUACUUAGGCAUAUGGGCCUUAUUAAAUUUCAUCACAUCUUCAGCCAUUUGAGGAGUUCCGUGAGUUAAACAAUAGCAGUGACUGUGUUGAUGAGAGAUGUUGCAAAACAAUAUAAAUAUGCCAGUGUUGCUCUCAUGAUCUUACUUUAUCUAAACAACUCAGAAGUGAAGCUUUAAUGUGGCUAAAAGAAGAGGUUAUAAUUCUACAAUAAGUGGCAAAGGCAGCAUCAUCCUGGAAUAUAGUGAUUCUUUGUUUUCUAAUAUUCAUGAUAGUAGUGUGGGAUUUAUUUUGGUUGCCUGUAUUGUUAGUUUGAUUGGUGAUGGCAUCCAAUCACCUAAGAUUUUGGUGCAGAGGUUGAUUUUUAAAUUUAAAGUUUAAGGUACCAUUAUAUCUAUUAACAUCCCUGAGUGCCAUUAGCCAUUUUCUUGCCAGUUUUCCCUUUCAUUAUCCUGCCCACUUUUCUGAAGGCAUUGACUUCUAGUUUCAUGAACCCCAUCUGCCCUCUUCUAUCUUCUCUAGUUGGCCAUUGUGCAUUUGAGUGCCAGCAGGCUGUUGAGCUAUGGGGCAUUACUACAUAGUUGAAUCCUUUUUUAUAUUCAAUGCUUGCAUGCCUAGAAGCGGUUGCUAAAUAAAUGAUCCGGAGCUGGACCUCUAGCUAUUUCCAUUUCUAUCCCAGGGUCCUGAGAACAUAUGUGGUGCCUCUACUGCUGGCCUGACUGGGAUCAGUUUACUCCACCCAGAAUAACUUACAGCCACCUUGGUCUAUAUUACGAUGACUCUCCAGGGAAACCUGCUGGCCCAUCAGAUGAACUUUUCAGCACCUUUCAGAUUGACAUAUUCAGAGUUUAUUUUAUAAUUCACUUCCAAGGUUCCAAGUCACUAGCUCUAAUAGUUGGGUAGAAGAAUUAUCAUUUGUAUUUCUAAGGAUCAAAGUUUCACUGGGCGGAGAUGAGAUAUUUAUUUGGUAGUUUAUUGCCACUUCCUACUGCACUACAUUCUCUUCUAUCAAUCUUGCCACUGUUACUGUAAUGACAUGGUGAUGCAAUACACUCCCAUAAUGUAUUAGAUGAUUUUUCUUUUAAAUUCACUUAGCCAGAGUGUAUAUUCAACACAAGUAACAUUUAAAUGACAAGGAGCAGUUAACAAGGUAGCAAGUGCAAUAAUGAGAAUGGGGACAGAGUGUAAAAUAUUUUACGUAAGUGGUUGUCCUGUACAUUCAUUGGGAGAUUUUUUUUAAUAAAGCACUUAACUAGAGUAGGUAUUCAAGUAAAGUAACCUGGGCAUACAUGCUUACAAUGAGUUGUAACCACUUCAGUAGUGGUCUGAGUCACUGGAUGUCACCAGCAGUAAUAAAAUGGCACCGCAAUGAGUCAACUGAAUUAACAUUCGAAACUGAUUAUUGAUUAUUGCUUAUCCUGACAUUACCUGUGUGCACUUGCAUUGAGCAUCAAGUGGUGUUGAAUAAAAAUGAAUGCCCAAGUUAAUGGAACAAAUAUUUAAAGAACAACGAAAUAUACUUGUGUGUGAAUAUUCAAUAUUAUUUGCAUAGCUUUGGGUCAGAACAGAUCAAUGUCGUCUUGAACAAAUACUGUUUUAACAUGAAACUUGGAGGUCCAAUUUUGAUUUUAUAUUCCUAAAGUAAAUGGCAACAAAUUGGCUAAUGUAAAAGCUUUAAAAGCAUAAAUGUGACCUGUAAUAUUCUGUAACUAGGAUACAUGUGAUGAGAGGGGUGAAAAUUAAAUUAAUUGGUUCUGAUAGUCACACUUUUAUUUUGAAUCUUGGUGCAGUUGCAUUAAUGUUGAGGCACAUUCUAGGCAAUUUCCAAAGCUUAGAUUUGUGAUUGUGGUUGCUGUAGACAGAUGGUAAUAUCUUAAGGGUAUAGUAUAUUUGUAACAUUUUGGUACAAAGGAACUCCAUUUUAUCUGAUGUUUUCAAAAAGUAAGUAACCUAAUUUGGUUUUCUUUUCUGUAAUCAAUUUGAAUUUAUAGUACACCUGUUUAAAAAGAGAAAUUCUGUAGGUGGCCUCCAAGCUAAGAAAUGGUGCGGGAUUGUACUUUGCAUCAUUACUUUAAUGGACUUAAACCAUGCCAAUGCUACAGUUACUGGAACAUGAAACACCUGUACAUUUGUUACAUUUGGUUCUGCAUUUGUAUCAUUAGAAUUUUUAUACCCAUGCAAUUCCUGCAUUCAAUGUCACUAAUGACGGAGUAAGUUUGCCUCAAAAGAACCAUUUACAGUAUAUCCUGGAAUUCUUGAAGGGUGCCAAUAAAAACUGUUUAUGCAAUAAAA
This is a messenger RNA of Carcharodon carcharias (great white shark), 5775 nucleotides long. It is a transcript of the gene znf598, whose product is annotated as zinc finger protein 598. NCBI's taxonomy places the organism in Eukaryota, Metazoa, Chordata, Chondrichthyes, Lamniformes, Lamnidae. Gene Ontology annotation, biological process: protein ubiquitination; rescue of stalled cytosolic ribosome. Gene Ontology annotation, molecular function: ubiquitin protein ligase activity; ribosome binding. The transcript is spliced from 12 exons. The record is from RefSeq and is a predicted model, not a curated record. The coding region runs from base 31 to 2664 and encodes 877 amino acids.